Molecule: messenger RNA, 4600 nt
Organism: Sinocyclocheilus anshuiensis
Lineage: Eukaryota; Metazoa; Chordata; Actinopteri; Cypriniformes; Cyprinidae
Product: protein Jade-1-like
Exons: 12
Coding region: 280-2766 (828 amino acids)
Biological process (GO): regulation of transcription by RNA polymerase II
Cellular component (GO): histone acetyltransferase complex
Source: RefSeq, a predicted model, not a curated record
UGCUGCUCGCGACGCUAAAUGUUAACCGCCGCAUCAAUCUUGUAGCGCUUUUUUCGACGCGCAGUUAGCUGGAUUCUGAGGAAACGCUUACUUUUGGGGAUGACGAACCAAUAACCGUUGGCGUACUAAGCGUACAAACAGCAAUUUCGGUGGAGUCGACGGACUGCGCGUCUGUGGAUUGAAUCCGCCGUCUGUAACUUUUAUUUCGGGCCGCCUGGCCUCAGAUGAUCCGCUGAAUUCGCAUCGAGGACAGACAUCACACCCUCUUGUGCGAAUAAGAUGGAGAGUGAGAUGAAGAGGAGGAAAUACUCCACCAGCAGCAACGACUCUGACACCACCGACAGUCAUGUGACCACCUGGUCACGGUCUUCAAAGAACACCGGGAUCAGCAGCACAUGGGUACGCCAUGAGCAGAAGAAACCGUCUGAGGUGUUUCGGACCGAUUUUAUUACAGCCAUGAAGUUGCCUGAUUCGGCACAACUGAGCCCAGAGGAGUUUUAUUUCCUCUCCGACCCCUGGAGGCAGGAAUGGGAGAAGGGUGUUCAGGUGCCAGCCAAUGUGGAACCGAUUCCCGAGCCUGUAGUUCGGAUGCUUCCGGAGGUCAAUCGAAUCCCAUUCUUUUCACCGAUCCAAACCAGGGGCCAGUCAGAGUUUGGCUUCGGAGAGUCACAUGGUCUCCCUGAGCCGUUGAGCUGUUACGAUCUGGAUGAUCUGGAUGUGACCUGGCUUGAACUGGUUAAUACUGAAUUCAGACAACUAGCACUUCCAGAGCUGGACGAGCUCACCAUGGAGCAGGUUGUUGUGGAGCUGGAGAACAGGUGUCAGCAGAACAUGCAGCAGGCCAUCGAGACCGAGGAGGGUCUGGGUAUCGAAUACGACGAGGACGUGGUUUGUGACGUGUGCCGCUCACCUGAGGGGGAGGAUGGCAACGAAAUGGUCUUCUGUGACAAGUGCAACGUUUGUGUGCAUCAGGCGUGUUACGGGAUCUUGAAGGUGCCGCAGGGUAACUGGCUGUGCCGAAUCUGUGCCCUCGGAGUGCAGCCCAAAUGUCUGCUUUGUCCCAGGAGAGGAGGAGCUCUGAAACCCACGCGCAGUGGAACCAAGUGGGUCCACGUCAGCUGUGCCUUAUGGAUCCCCGAGGUGAGCAUUGGCUGCCCUGAGAAGAUGGAACCUAUUACUAAAGUAUCCCACAUCCCAGCCAGUCGCUGGGCCUUGUCCUGUGGCCUGUGCCGUGAACACACAGGCACAUGUAUACAGUGCUCCAUGCCAUCCUGCGUCGUGGCCUUCCAUGUGACCUGUGCGUUCGACCACGGACUAGAGAUGCGCACCACUCUGGCAGAGAACGACGAGGUGCGUUUCAAAUCAUACUGUCUAGAGCACAGUAGCAUCUCACGCUCGAGCAGCGGCGGGAAUGCGGACAGGCCCGAACUGCGGCUCGCUGGUUCCGAUCUGUCAGUGACUCAUUCGGAUCGUUCGAAGCAGGAACAAGCAGAACGUGAGAAAGCCAGCCAACGCAAGCAGAAGCUGCAAGAGCUUGAAGAUGAGUUUUACAGAUUAGUGGACCCCAAGGAUGUUGCAGAAAGCCUUUCCCUGCCCGAUGUUCAUGUGGACUUCCUCUUCCAGUACUGGAAACUGCGACGAAAGGCCAACUUCAACCAGCCGCUGGUGGCCCGCAAGAGGGACGAGGUGGACAAUCUCGCCCAGCAGGAGCAGGAUGUUUUGUAUCGCCGUCUGAAGCUCUUCACUCACUUGCGUCAGGAUCUCGAGAGGGUCAGAAACUUGUGCUACAUGGUCACACGCAGAGAGAAGAUCAAACACUCUUUAUGCAACCUGCAGGAGAAGAUCUUUACCUUGCAGAUUCAGCUCUUAGAGAAGGACCUAGUUGGAGAAAAAACUCGGAGAGGGGAGAAGAUUCAUCGCAAUGGAGUCAGGGAACGAGUGAAAGAAAGGAGAAAGAGUAGUCCAGACAAGAAAGACAAAUGGAGAUCAGAUGACAGCUCUGUAUUCACACAGCUGGGUUUCUCCAAAUCCUUCCCACUGGACGGCUCGCUUUUUGACAGCUGGCUGGCUCAGUCGGUUCACAUCACGGCAGAUAACAUGCUGAGCCAGUGGUCUCUAUCCGGAGAGAGCCGCAACCCCUCCGCCAGCCUCCUGUCAGACCAGCUCCUGCAGGGCGAGGAGAACCUGCUCAGCCUCAUGAUGGACCACUCUAUCAAGUCCACCUGGAAGACGCCCCAGCUGGGCCGCAAGCCGAGGGGUGCGCCGCGCAGCCGCAGGAAGUCCGUCUCGCUUCCAAGAAUCAGAUCCACAGUUAAAGGCAAGGUUUGUCCUGAGGACCAACGUCCCAAACGAGGAGAAACAGUGCGCCAUGCACACCACCAUCACACCCGCAGCAGCGAAGGCAGGCUGGACCCUCUGCAGCCAGCCAUAUCCAAAAUGGACUCGUGCCACAUCUCCGAAGAGCAUGGCUCUUGGGUCACCGGUGCGGACGAUGGAGAUACGGAGAGCGACAAGCGCUCGCAGGUGGCCUUACGUCUGCGUCUACCUAGACAGGGCAAGUCACGCUCUAAGAGCAACACGACGCAGGCCUUGCUGCAGAACAGCACUGGGAACAACAUCUCCGCGCACGACACUGAAACAGACGGCUAUUUCUCUGAUGCGGAACAGAGUGACAGUGAAUUGCGCUAUUUCAGCCGGAAGCUGCGCUUGCCCCAACUGCAUGCUGGGAAGGAGGAGGUAGUGCGGAGAAGCGUGCUUGCCUCCUAAAACCAUUUUUGGAUGCAGCGGUGUUGCUGUAGGAGACACAGUCUCUCUCCCGUUUCUAGACCUUCAGAUGUAAAGGCGUGUGUUCUUUUCUCGCUUUAUGUGUCAGAGUAUGCUAGUCCGUCGCCUACAUUUAUGCAACCAUAACCAUUUGUGCUUGACAAACAAGAAAAAACGAAAAAGUCUAAAUGAGCACUGUCGGAGGUGUCGUCUUGGGAAGCAAUAGGCUCUGUCCUGGAACAGGGACGAUGACGUGGGCAUUAUGACGUCUGUUCAGGUUGUUUGUUUUAUAUGAAUACGUCUGUCGUGUGUCUCCAGAGGAUGCGGCUACUAUAAAAUGAUGUACAGAGAAAAUAUGACACAAAUAAGCACAAAUAGCCGUCGGGGAAUGUAGCACACAUGUACCUGUCGUAUCCACCGCCUCAUUCGCUUUUACAGAGACUAGACGUACCAGAAUCACACGGACACUUGAGCGUAAUUCUUACGUGCCAGAUCAGCUUGCAUCAUGGGUGAAUCUCACGAACAUGGAGCCUGUUUUAAGAGCCGUGUGAUAAUUGAGCACAUUUUUGACAUUUGGUCAAUCCAUCUCCAGUGGUCCGAAGUUGAGUGAUUGCCUCUAUCUAUUGGUAUCGCAAGACACCAAUUUUGUACUUUUUAUUUUACUUCGUUUAAUCACUGUGGUCAUCUUUGUGUGUGUCAUGGUGCACAAAACAUUUUGGGUCGUUUAUGGAAACCUCAGUAUCUUGAAAAAUCACAAGACUGGUCUCUUUACAUUCAGAGCAGCAUGACGAGUCAUAUCGUACCCAAUAUUCCAUGUCGGCAAUUUUGGGCAUCUGCCAUUUCGAAUUUUGACAAAAAAAAUGCUAUAUUUUUCGAAUGCAUUGGUGUAUUGUUGCAAAACGUGGUAUGUGUCUUCGACACAAUUCCCUGAAGGUACUCAAAACGUUUUGUGGCAAACAUAAUGAAAUUUCAAAAAAUGUUAAUAGCUUUUGAUUAAUUUUGCCUAUUGUCAUGAGACUUAUCUUGAUAGAUACCUUGGAUCAUGCAGAGAACAUAAUUUCCAAUGAUGCCAUAAUCGGCUGAACUUCCUGUCCGCCAUUUUGAUUUAUGUUGAAAACCUACUUUUUCAAACUUCACUUAGACCGUUGGUCCGAUUUUCACCAAAUUUGGCUCAGAUCAUCCUCAGACCAUAAUGGCAAAAAUUUAUGAAUUUCGUGUCGAUAGAUAAAAUGGUUUUCGUUUAACGCACCAACGAAUUUGAUGCCAAACUGCAUCUGAGGCUGUAUCUCUGCAAAGCUUUGACAUACUGACACCAAAUUUAUGUGUGUCAUUGUCACCUCACACUGACCACACCACAUCAAUUUGGUAACAGCGCCACCUAUCGAUCAAAAUUGAUAAGCCAUUAAAUCAUAUUAGUAAUGAUUGAAUUUAUGAUUUUUCAGCCAGUUUGUGUAAAAUCACCUUAAAAUGUCUUACUCAUUGUUGCGUUUGGUCUGAUCCUCCCUGCCAUGCUUGCUCCUCAUUCUGCCUCUGUUGUGCUUGGCCCCUUAAUUGCUGCUUGCAUUUGGACUUACAUUUUAAGUCUAAGGAACGCUCAUGUUCAUGUAUCUUAAAAUAUGCAUUUGAGAUCAGUUUUUGAUUCAAGGAGCUUCAGGAUCAUCUUGAGCCAAGAUACUGAGGUUUCCAUAAAUAUCUGUAUGACCCAAAAUUCGUUGUGCGCCAUGACACAAAGACAGCCACCCUGAUUAAACGAAGAAAAUAAAAAAAAUUAAAAAUGGGUGGUUUUGCAAUACCAACAGAUGGAGAUAAUCACAAAAAAAAAAAAAAAAAAAAAAAA